Messenger RNA from Malassezia sympodialis ATCC 42132, 1815 nucleotides. RefSeq names its product phosphoribosylaminoimidazole carboxylase ADE2 (gene ADE2). NCBI's taxonomy places the organism in Eukaryota, Fungi, Basidiomycota, Malasseziomycetes, Malasseziales, Malasseziaceae. Gene Ontology annotation, biological process: 'de novo' IMP biosynthetic process. The record is from RefSeq and is a predicted model, not a curated record. Gene Ontology annotation, molecular function: metal ion binding; phosphoribosylaminoimidazole carboxylase activity; ATP binding.
AUGGACCCCCAAGGCACUGUGGUGGGCGUGCUGGGCGGUGGCCAGCUGGGCCGCAUGUUCGGCGAGGCUGCCUCGCGCCUGAAUGUAGCCGUGCGAUUCCUCGAUGUUGGCGAGUUUACGCCUGCCAAGCAGAUCACGAGCGUGCCUGCCUCCCUGGACGGGCCGCGCCAUGUGGACGGCAGCUUUGCGGACCGCGCCAAGAUCCACGAGCUGGCCGCGCAGGUGGAUGUGCUCACCGUGGAGAUAGAGCAUGUGGACGCCGAUGAGCUGCAGGCCGUGCUGGACGAGCGCCUCGUGCGCGCCGUCCACCCGGCGCCCGCGACGAUCCGCCUGAUCCAGGACAAGUAUUCGCAAAAGGAGCACCUGCACGCGCACGACGUGCCGGUCGUCGACUCCCUGGCCAUCGACAACAACGAGGAUAUGCAUGCAGCGGUGCAAGCGGCCGUCGAGCGGUUCCAGCUGCCGCUCAUGCUCAAGUCACGCACGCAGGCGUACGACGGGAAGGGCAACUAUACGCUGCGCAGCCUGGACGACGUGGAUGCGGCCAUUGCGGCGCUGGGCGGUGGCUCGCGCCCACUCUACGCGGAAAGGUGGGCGCCAUUCGCCAAGGAGCUUGCGGUGAUGGUCGUGCGCAGUGUCGACGGCCACGUCGCUUCGUACCCGGCGGUGGAGACGGUGCACGAGCACAGCAUCUGCCACAGUGUGUAUGCGCCGCUGCGCAGCGAGACGCCCGAGCUGGCGGAGCGUGCGCGUGCGAUUGCCGAGAAGGCCGUCGCGACGUUCACCGGCGCCGGCAUCUUUGGCGUGGAGAUGUUCUUGAUGCCGGACGGCACGAUCCUACUGAACGAGAUUGCGCCGCGCCCCCACAACAGCGGGCACUACACGAUGGAUGCGUGUGAGACGAGCCAGUUCGAGAACCACCUGCGCGCGAUCCUCGGGCUGCCGCUCGGCAGCACCGCGCUCAAAGUACCGUCAGCCGCGAUGCUGAACCUGCUGGGCCUGGCGGACCUGAGCCGUGAUCCCGACGCGCUCGCGAAGACGCUUGCGCCUGCGGUGCGCAGUCUGCAUGUGCCGGGCACGACGGUGCAUUUGUAUGGCAAGAGCGGGUGCCGCCCUGGGCGCAAGAUGGGCCACAUCAACGUGGUGGGGCAAUCGGACGCGCAGGUGCACGAGCGCAUGGGUGCCUUGUUGGAGGAGCUGCGCCUUGCGCAGGCGGCUGCGCAGAGCGCCGCGCCGUGGGACGCCGGUGCGGCGCGCGAGCGUGCGCAGCGCUCGCCGGCCACCUCCGACAAGUGCGCCCGCGACUUUUCGCAUCCGCAGGCGCUCGUGGGCAUCAUUAUGGGGAGCGAUAGCGACCUACCUGUGAUGAUGCCGGCCGCCCAGACACUCAAGGCGAUGGAUGUGCCGUUUGAGCUGACGAUUGUGAGUGCGCACCGCACGCCUGACCGUAUGCGCGACUAUGCGCGCAGUGCGCCAGCGCGGGGCGUGCGCAUCAUCAUUGCGGGCGCGGGGGGCGCAGCGCACCUGCCCGGCAUGGUCGCUGCGCAAACGCCUGUGCCUGUGAUUGGCGUGCCUGUGAAGGGAAGCACGCUCGACGGCGUCGACUCGCUGCACAGCAUUGUGCAGAUGCCGCGCGGUGUGCCUGUGGCGACAGUGGCGAUCAACAACAGUCUGAACGCGGCGCUCCUGGCCGUGCGCAUCCUCGGCACGGGCAUCCCGUCCUACCUCGCCAAGAUGCAGGCGUACAUGGACGACAUGGAGCAGGGCGUGAUGGACAAGGUCGAGCGCCUCGCGCGCGACGGCUGGAACUACUAG